AUGGACGGAUCUCGCAUCCACCCGGCCAAUUUCCGGGAAAUCUACACAAAAGCCUGCGAAACCUUCACCCACAAGCUCCAAUGCCAAGUCUUCGUCCUCCUGAGCCAAUCCCCCAGCCCUGAUAUGGAGAACAUCCCGACACGGCUGGAGGAGCUCGGCGAGCGCAUCAUCCAGAUUGGAUUCCUGGGCGAAAUUGGCGAAUUCGGGAUCCGGGAUGAUAACCGCGUGCGUGUGCGCUGGAAUCCCCUUUCUAUUAAGGAGAUUUGCUUUUCGAUUAAGUGGGAACUGGGUGUUCUUAAGGAUGAGCUUGCUGGUGGUGGAGAUCCGUUGAUUGUCGCGGAUCUUCUUGUGCAUCUUUUGGAUGCGUUGCCUUUUUGA
Penicillium vulpinum is the source of this 378-nucleotide messenger RNA. RefSeq lists its product as uncharacterized. The transcript has a single exon. NCBI's taxonomy places the organism in Eukaryota, Fungi, Ascomycota, Eurotiomycetes, Eurotiales, Aspergillaceae. The coding region runs from base 1 to 378 and encodes 125 amino acids. The record is from RefSeq and is a predicted model, not a curated record.